AGGGGCGUCCUGGACGGUAGAGGGGACGCAUGCGUCGAAAAAACGCGCUCAACUAAAGACGGGACCAGAAAAAACGACUCCCGCAUUUUCAAAUCAGUAUGGAUGCAAACAAACGAAAGAACGCAGCGGUACACGAGAAAAACAUGGAAGAAGACGCGGCGACUAAAAUACAAGCGAGUUUUCGGGGUUACCAAGUGAGGAAACAGCUCAAAUUAAAAAAUGGUGGUGUCGAGAACAGUUCUCAACGGCGAAGUAUAAGGCGUAAGAGUUCCGGAAAAUUACGAGGAGCGGAAAAGAUCAAAACGAACCAGGGAGGAAAAAAUAAACAGUCGACAGAGUUAGAGGAAAAAUCCGCGACGAAAAUUCAGGCGGGCAUCAGAGGAUUUCUCGUUAGAAGACGACAGAAGAAGGAUACGAAGAACACUGCGCAAUCCUCAUAAGUUCGUUUUUUUUAUUUUUACAGCUUUUUGAUGUGUAUUAAUAAAAUAAGCGUUUUGUAUUUUUAAGUUUAAAAUGUAAUUUGACGGAUGACAAGUUGGUGGGUGUUAAAAUGACGAAAGGUGAUGAGAGAAGUA
This is a messenger RNA of Photinus pyralis (common eastern firefly), 575 nucleotides long. RefSeq lists its product as uncharacterized. The transcript is spliced from 2 exons. Gene Ontology annotation, molecular function: calmodulin binding. Lineage: Eukaryota; Metazoa; Arthropoda; Insecta; Coleoptera; Lampyridae. Bases 99 to 440 code for a protein of 113 amino acids. The record is from RefSeq and is a predicted model, not a curated record.